AUGGAAGGGGGAGCUCGAGGAUACCUUCCCUACAUCAGCCAUUUUGGUAAAAUAAUUCAUUGUUCAUCCACCUUUAUCAUCGUACCUAUGGAUUUUCAAAACCGUGUCGGCUCCAAGUUUGGUGGAGGUGGUGUCGCUGGAGCUUCGGAGACCAACGUCGACAGGCGUGAACGUUUGCGCAAACUUGCACUCGAGACAAUUGACCUUGCCAAAGAUCCUUAUAUUUUAAGGAAUCACUUAGGUGGCCUCGAAUGUCGUCUCUGUCUGACGCUUCAUACCAAUGAAGGUUCAUACCUGGCUCACACUCAGGGAAAGAAGCAUCAGACCAAUCUUGCUCGUCGUGCGGCUCGCGAUGCCAAGGACACGCAAUUGAUGAUUGCUCCCACUCAAAGCAAUGUGCAACGCAAAGUGUUCCUCAAAAUAGGACGCCCAGGCUACCGAGUAACAAAAGUGCGGGACAAAGAUACUGGUAAGGAAGGUAUGAUGGUCCAGGUUCACCUUCCUCAAAUCAAAGCGGACGUCAUCCCUCGCCGACGGUUUAUGAGCGCUUGGGAGCAAAAGAGGGAGCCUCCGAACAAGGCAUACCAGUAUCUAAUCGUGGCUGCUGAGCCGUACGAGACAAUUGCUUUCCGCAUUCCUGCCCGCGAGAUAGAAGAUGAAGCUGACGAUGCCGGAUAUUGGAAUUGGUCAUAUUGGGACCCUGACACGAAACAGUAUAGCUUCCAGUUCAUGUUCCGUUUGGCUUAUUGAUGCUGCCCGCUGCUCACACAAUGUUCUUUUCGCGUCGUAAUUGGAUCCAUUUCCCUCCUGAAUUAUGGGAUUUUUUUUGCUGCGCUAGGUGUUGUUAAUGUCAAUUACCUCAUGCAUUACCUCCGAAACAGGAUGUCUCAACUCCAAUACCACGUCGUAAACAACUCAGCGAGCACUAUGGUCGCCACAACGUAUAAGCUUCUCUUGACUGCAAACGGCACUCAUGGAGCGCCUCAGGGCGAGCAUGGAAUGAGACACCUUGAAUCUAGAUCGGUUACAAACUCUCGAAGUACACGCCUUGUUAUCAUGAUAUUCAUGAAUCAACU
This is a messenger RNA of Suillus clintonianus, 1076 nucleotides long. RefSeq lists its product as uncharacterized. The record is from RefSeq and is a predicted model, not a curated record. Lineage: Eukaryota; Fungi; Basidiomycota; Agaricomycetes; Boletales; Suillaceae. Bases 1 to 750 code for a protein of 249 amino acids. Gene Ontology annotation, molecular function: zinc ion binding; nucleic acid binding. Gene Ontology annotation, cellular component: U2 snRNP; catalytic step 2 spliceosome; nucleus. The transcript has 6 exons. Gene Ontology annotation, biological process: spliceosomal complex assembly.